ACCAAAAUUGAAAAUGGUCGUUCAGCGCGACAUGUGUUCAUAUUUUCUCAUUGGCUUUACCAUCGGUGCAAUUUUUUCAAUUUUCACAACUGAAAAAAGUCGCAACUCACAAUCAGAAGAAAAUUAUGUUUUGAGCCACGCUCAAAAAGUGGUCUCAUACUUGCAGGAGAUCAAAGACCUUCCAAAAACCUUCCGAAAAAGACUUUGGCGCACACACCAAGAGCACUUGGCGUCGCGCAUCAGGGUGCUGUGCUUUGUAAUGACCCACCCUAACAACCAUAAUUCAAAGGCGCAGUACAUAAGAUAUUCCUGGGGCAGGCACUGCAACCGUCUCGUUUUCAUCAGCGACGGCACACGCAGAGACGACAGCCUGCCAGUGGUGAAGGUCAACGCUAAAUCAGGGCGAUCGGGCUUGUGGGAUAAGGUCAAGAAAGCUUUUCGCUACAUGCAUUCGAAUUACAGUGGCCAGUACGACUGGAUCAUUAAAGCUGACGACGAUACAUUUGUAAAUGUUGACUCAUUGCGAAACUUCCUUUUGGGCUUCAGUCCUGAGGCGCCUUUGUUUUUCGGCGAGCAGUUACGCAGUCCCUAUGACCAGAUUUACAUGGCUGGCGGUGGAGGCUACGUACUCAGUAGGGUGGGCGUCCAAAAGUUCAUUGACUUGCUCAACGAUCCCCGUUCUGACGAAGAAGUUGGCUGCAGUAGAGUAAAACCCACGUCCGAAGAGGACCCCUUCAUUUCCCACUGUUUGAUACACGCCAAUGUGUCGGCGAUUGACUCGAGGGACCACUUAGGUCAGAACAGAUUUUCGCAGCACUCGGGCAUAAUCAGAAGUAGUGUUUGGGGUGAAACGGACAAUUUCUACUGGAGGUACCAGCUGUACAAGUCCACCGCUCAAAAACCUGGUCCUUAUGUUGGAUGUUGCUCCAGCAGCGCAAUCUCGUUUCACUACACCCGGCCUCUCAACAUGUUUUUCUACGAUUUCUUAAUAAGGAAGGUGAACCCUGAAGAUACAAGUUUGACGCUGGCGCUGAAUCCAAGGAAAUAUGCGUAGUGUAAGAUUUAUAAGGAAAAAUAAAAUUGUGUCGUGUUUUUGUAAAGAUUUUUAAAAUGGAAAAAUAACGUAAGUUGACUAAAAUUACGACUUGUCAUAAGACUCUUUAUUUACAUUAUAUAUACAGUAAUCUAAUGUAAAAGAAAAAAAUGUGUGUGCAUCCUUAAAAAAAUUGAGAAUAUAUUUAAAAAUGUGAUGAAUAAAUAUGUUUUUACUUAA
Messenger RNA from Neocloeon triangulifer, 1273 nucleotides. Its product is annotated as glycoprotein-N-acetylgalactosamine 3-beta-galactosyltransferase 1-like. The record is from RefSeq and is a predicted model, not a curated record. Lineage: Eukaryota; Metazoa; Arthropoda; Insecta; Ephemeroptera; Baetidae. Gene Ontology annotation, cellular component: membrane. The coding region runs from base 14 to 1054 and encodes 346 amino acids. Gene Ontology annotation, molecular function: N-acetylgalactosaminide beta-1,3-galactosyltransferase activity. The transcript is spliced from 7 exons.